Molecule: messenger RNA, 703 nt
Organism: Budorcas taxicolor (takin)
Lineage: Eukaryota; Metazoa; Chordata; Mammalia; Artiodactyla; Bovidae
Gene: S100A1
Product: S100 calcium binding protein A1
Exons: 4
Coding region: 253-537 (94 amino acids)
Biological process (GO): regulation of heart contraction
Cellular component (GO): sarcoplasmic reticulum
Molecular function (GO): S100 protein binding; calcium ion binding
Source: RefSeq, a predicted model, not a curated record
GGGGAAGGACAACUGAAGACAGGUCUUCCCGCACAGCUCCAGGAGCCACAUUUGCAGCCUCGUCUGCCUGUCCAGAACCUGCUCCCAGGCUGACACCCCUUGGAUUCAGAAGACCUCACGCAUUCAGCCUUUAUCUCCCCAAACACAUACCAGCCCCAUCCUCCCUGCUGCCACUGUCCCAACAUCACCCAAGUUGGCCUGGGGACAGGAGUGGCCAAGAGCAGAGACAAGAUCCCACAGGUGAGCUUCAAGAUGGGCUCUGAGCUGGAGACGGCGAUGGAGACUCUCAUCAAUGUGUUCCAUGCCCACUCGGGCAAAGAGGGAGACAAGUACAAGCUGAGCAAGAAGGAGCUGAAAGAGCUGCUGCAGACGGAGCUCUCCGGCUUCCUGGAUGCCCAGAAGGAUGCAGAUGCUGUGGACAAGGUGAUGAAGGAGCUCGAUGAGAAUGGAGACGGGGAGGUGGACUUCCAGGAGUAUGUGGUGCUGGUGGCUGCCCUCACAGUGGCGUGCAACAACUUCUUCUGGGAGAACAGUUGAGGAGACGGCCCCAGCAGGCAGCGCCCUCCCCCUCCACCCUGCCAUGCCUGCUCCUUCAACCUGCUUCCUCCUCACCUUACUUUUCCCUCCCCACCAACAAGGGCGCAAGAAUAGUGGGCCAGGCCUGCAAUUCUUCUUUCAUUAAAGGCUUCUGUCUCACCCGCCA